Molecule: messenger RNA, 1997 nt
Organism: Hevea brasiliensis (rubber tree)
Lineage: Eukaryota; Viridiplantae; Streptophyta; Magnoliopsida; Malpighiales; Euphorbiaceae
Product: aspartic proteinase 36
Exons: 10
Coding region: 230-1720 (496 amino acids)
Biological process (GO): proteolysis
Molecular function (GO): aspartic-type endopeptidase activity
Source: RefSeq, a predicted model, not a curated record
AUCAGGUUGUUUGUUUCUUUCUUUCUUUCAACUUUCCUUUCGUUUCCUUCUCUUUCCUUUCUCUCAUUAUCUAUUGAUCGUGUAUCCGUCAAUCUGUUCGUUUCCUUUCCAAUUUCACAGCAAAACACAAUCUUUUACUGCAUCAUUCCUGUUUUUAUAAUCUCUACAGUUUCCAAUUCUUCUACCAUUGAGAUCGAAGGGAAACAACUGCAAAAGCAGAAAAACAGGAAUGGCAGUGGCUUUUCCUGUCGGAAUUGUCAUCGCUGCCGUACUUUCGCACGUUACACUUGUUCUUUCUUCUUUUCCGGCUACUCUUACUCUCGAGAGGGGGAUUCCUCCCAGUCAUAGGCUCGAGUUGAACCAGCUCAGAGAGCGAGAUAGCUUUAGGCAUCGUAGAAUAUUGCAGUCUGCUGGUGGUGUCGUGGAUUUCCCUGUUCAAGGAACCUUCAAUCCUUUCCUUGUUGGGCUAUAUUAUACAAAAGUGCAGUUGGGUUCUCCUCCAAAAGAUUUCUACGUACAAAUAGAUACUGGGAGUGAUGUUCUGUGGGUCAGUUGCAGCUCCUGCAAUGGUUGCCCCGUUACAAGUGGACUCCAAAUUCCACUCACUUCGUUUGAUCCUGGAAGCUCAUCAACAGCUUCAUUGAUCUCAUGUUCAGACCAACGAUGCACUGUUGGAAUUCAAUCAUCGGAUUCUCUCUGUUCUUCUCAAAGCAACCAGUGCGGCUACACGUUCCAAUAUGGGGAUGGCAGUGGUACAUCAGGCUAUUAUGUAGCUGAUUUUUUGCAUUUUGAUACGGUUCUUGGUGGAUCUGUGACUAAUAAUUCUUCAGCUGCUGUUGUCUUCGGGUGUAGCACAUUACAGACUGGAGACUUGACAAAGUCUGAUAGAGCAGUUGAUGGGAUCUUUGGUUUUGGGCAACAGGAUAUGUCUGUAAUCUCCCAGCUGGCUUCACAAGGGAUAACACCAAAGGUGUUCUCUCAUUGCUUAAAAGGAGAUGAUGCUGGUGGUGGUGUAUUAGUUCUUGGAGAAAUUGUGGAGCCAAAUAUUGUCUAUACUCCACUUGUCCCAACGCAGCCCCAUUAUAAUUUAAACCUACAGAGCAUAUCAGUCAAUGGCCAAACUUUAGCCAUUGAUUCAUCAGUUUUUGCAACAUCAAGCAAUCAGGGAACAAUAGUUGAUUCUGGAACAACCUUGGCAUACCUUGCUGAAGCAGCUUAUGAUCCGUUUGUCAAUGCUAUUACAACUAUCGUUUCACAAAAUGCACGCACAUAUCUUUCUAAGGGAAAUCAAUGUUACUUGGUCACCACAAGUAUUAAUGAUGUAUUUCCUCAAGUUAGUCUCAACUUUGCCGGAGGUGCAUCCAUGAUUUUAAAUCCUCAAGAUUACCUUCUACAGCAAAAUUCUGUUGGUGGAGCCGCAGUGUGGUGCAUUGGCUUUCAAAAAACUGCUGGUCAAGAAAUUACUAUCUUAGGAGAUCUUGUUCUUAAAGACAAAAUCUUUGUUUAUGAUAUUGCUAAUCAACGACUUGGAUGGACUAAUUAUGAUUGUUCAAUGUCUGUGAAUGUCUCGACAACUACAAAUACCGGCAAAAGCGAGUUCGUCAAUACAGGGAAUAUCAGUAACAAUAGUUCACCAAGGAAUGUACCUUACAAGCUGAUAUCAAUAACCAUUACAAUACUCCUGAAUAUCUUUACACUUGGAAGUUACCUGUUUUUAUAGCACGAGCUCUCAUUCUUUCUUUUGUAAUGCGCUGGCCGGUUUAUAUUUAUGGCAACCGGCAAAGCCAUGAACCCUUUAGUUCAUAUUCAGGGUGUGCAAUAGCAUGUGAUUCUUCAUUGUGGCUGCAUUUUCCUUGAGAAUAUUUUUCAUCAGCCAUGUAAGCUGAGAAUUUCAUCCAUUGAGAUUCCAUCUAUUGACAGCUUUGUAAAUUACAUUUCAUACAGGAUCAAUGAUGUAACGUCAGAAUUAAUUUUAUAGAAAUUUCUCAGUUUUGUUA